GGGGAGGAGCUACCAGCCUGCGAGCGGACGUCAUCAGCCAGUGGGUGACUCUGCCCUCCGACGUGAGCUAUUAUCCUUGCAAUUUGCGGAUUUUCACUAAUCGAGGCUGAACUAUGAGAUGGCAGCAUCUCAGACAGAAGUCGAAAAGGCUAUUUUCACUAUCAUACAGUGCUUCCAUGUGCAUGCGCAAGCAGAAGGCAAGCGUGAUUCACUGAGCAUGGCAGAAUUCAAUAAACUGGUCGCUAAGGAAUUCCAGCGUCAGAUGAAGGGUGUGUCCAUAGAGGAGAAGAUGAAGGAAUUGGAUAUAAAUAAGGAUAAUGAGCUGACCUUUACUGAGUACUGGAAGCUUGUUGGAGACAUUGCUAAAGAUCUAAAGAGUGAAGUGAAAGGCAAGAAAAGUUAAGAUGCACAUCUUCCAUUGAAGAGCAUCAGGUUGGCAAUUUAUCUAUUGCUGCAAUCCUUAAUUGAAAAAAAAAAUAAUAAAAAAAAAGCCAUUGGGAAAAUUAGCAUAUAUUUUACUCUAUGGAAAACCAUAAACAUAUUGUCUAUAACUUUAUUUUUUUUUGCUGAAUAAUUUUGUCAAUUUGCAGUGUAUUUGUCAUCGAAGUGUUGUUUGGGGAAUGUUUGUACACUGAGUGAGCAUAUCUUAGUAAAAACACUGCUACCUGACAUUUUCUAUGCACAAAAUAAACAUGGAUGCAUUAACUUAAUAUGUACAAAGAGAUUUUCACGAAAUAAAGAAUAUGAUUUUCUCUGUACCUUAAAA
Molecule: messenger RNA, 766 nt
Organism: Pelobates fuscus (common spadefoot toad)
Lineage: Eukaryota; Metazoa; Chordata; Amphibia; Anura; Pelobatidae
Product: protein S100-A13-like
Exons: 2
Coding region: 119-403 (94 amino acids)
Cellular component (GO): perinuclear region of cytoplasm
Molecular function (GO): calcium ion binding; calcium-dependent protein binding; transition metal ion binding
Source: RefSeq, a predicted model, not a curated record